AUUUGAUAAGUGAAAUGACAAACUGUAUGAAAACUUGAAAAAAAAACCUAAAUUCUUAUAAUCUUAUGCUUUGUAAUUGUUUCGAGCGGAAUUAGGGUAAUGAAAUAAGAAAUUAGAUCUUAUCUUUUUCAUAAUUAAACGUACUUGAGGAACAAUGUUGGAAAUUAUAAACGGAUUUUUACUUGUAUAUUUCGUUAUUCUAUGCACUCUUAGUGCUAUAGUUCCAAUUUUAGUUAAACCGAUAGCAGCUUGUUUUUCGAGGCCGUCAAGCGAGGAACGGGUAAUUUUAAACGAAUUAGUAAAACUCAAAACAGAACAAAAAAGUAUAUCAAUGAAAGAUGAAUUUGCUGCUUACUCGAAACUGCAGCGAAAAAUAAACAAACUCGAUGCUGAAUUGAAAGAGAACUCACAAUCGCGAUUAAGCAAGAGCCUAGCUAUAAAAGGAUCAAUCAACAUUAUUCUCCAAGUGGUGAUUGCAUUGGUUAUAAUUAUAUCAGUUAUUUGGUUUAGACGUGAACCGAUUGUGACCUUGGAUGGUGAUCUUUUCCCUCUCACUACAAUGCUUAGAUACCCCAGCGAUAUGCCAAAUGCAAUCUCAACUCAUGUAUGGGUGUUAAUUUCAAAUGUGUCAAUUAGAUCUUUACUUAAACCAAUUUUAUCCUGAUAAUACUUUUGAACACGUAAAAAUAAUGGGUAAACAUAUUAUUGACUUUAUGCUAUGGUAAUUUGUUUUAUAUUUAUAUAAUGGUUGCUUUAUUUGUUCAUUAUAAAAUAAAUGAGGACGGUUAAACAGAAACAAUGGUAUUUUUUAAUCAUUUAAUCAAUAAACAAAUUUUAUAGUAUCUUAUACUCAGUCUGACAUACGUCCAAAAUCUUUCCAUUAACAAAUAUAUGAUCAGAAGUCUACUUACCAGUUCCUAAUUUAACAAGAAUCAACAUUAAAUCUACAUAAUAUAUUCAUAUCGUGAUUUGCAGAUGAUAAAAACUUACAGCUAAUUCAAUAAGAAAAGCCUUCAUGACAAAAUGUAUUUCAAACUUUGCAAAGAGCUCUAUGUAAUAAAAAUAUCAAAGUAACUAAUAUUUACAUGUGCUAUAUCACAGCUCACUUACUAAUUCUGUGCUAACUGCUGAUUAAUAUAUAAUGGAUAUUCAUGAAAUCAAUUAUGUCUAUAAGCCUUGGGUUUUCGUUAAGUAUGGGUACUUGCACUUACAAUGGCUUUAGUUUCAAUAAACAAAAUGUUUUCUAACAAUUAUAGUUAGAUUGAAAACAGAAAAUAAUAUAUUUUUUUUAAUU
Nymphalis io (European peacock) is the source of this 1294-nucleotide messenger RNA. Its product is annotated as guided entry of tail-anchored proteins factor 1-like. The record is from RefSeq and is a predicted model, not a curated record. Gene Ontology annotation, biological process: tail-anchored membrane protein insertion into ER membrane. Bases 155 to 664 code for a protein of 169 amino acids. Lineage: Eukaryota; Metazoa; Arthropoda; Insecta; Lepidoptera; Nymphalidae. The transcript has 2 exons.